UCUUCCUGCCUCGUGUGUUACGUAGGCACUCAGACACUCUCCCGUCACCCCCCACCAGUGCCCAGACUCACUAGUGCAGAGGCGUUCCCCGAGGUGGUUUGCUGCGCGUUCCUCGCUCGCUGAUUGUUUCUGAAGUUAGACAGCAGAGACAGGCAAGAUGUGGCUGGCGGUGGUGAUGGUGGUGGUGGCCAUCCUGUACCUGGCUUGCCGCAAACCCCGUGGCUUUCCCCCAGGUCCCCCACGGCUGCCACUGGUCGGGUUCCUGCCGUUUAUGGAGCAACAACUGCCGCACAAGCAGCUGUGGAACCUGUCCUCUACCUACGGGCCUGUGGUGGGGCUGUACCUGGGAACUCAGCCCUGCGUGAUAGUGAACGGGUGGGAGGCGGUGAAGGAGGCGCUGCUGAAUGAUGAUUUGAACGGCCGCCCUGAGAACGUCUUCUUCAAGAUCGUGUUUGGCGGACAGAGAGGCAUCAUGUUCGUGGAGGGUGACUUGUGGAAGGAACAGCGAAGGUUUGCUCUUCAUCAGUUUCGAAACUUGGGCUUCGCAAAGAGGUCCCACGAAACUGUAGUGCAUGAGGAGACCAGGGCGCUUCUGCAGGAGAUACGAAAGGCAGAGGGCAGCAUCACGCUCUGGGAGAUGCUAGGCGUGUCCAACCUGAUCAUCCUGUGGGCUGUGAUGGGCGGCACGAGGCUGGAAAGGAGCGAUGACAGGCUGUGGGAUCUGGUGGUGCGUCUCAACGCUGUCUUCCGUGCCGGGGAUAUCAGCGGUGGCAUCGUGCAGUCUUUCCCGUUCGUGCGUCACCUCCUGCCCAAAGAUCACAGCUUCAAUAUUGUCAAGGAUGGGCUCCACCUCGUCAAUGACUUCAUCCAGGAAGCGAUAGACGAGCACAGGAAAGAGCUGGACCCCAACGAUCCGAGGGACUUCAUUGAUCUCUACCUAAUUGAGAUGGACAAGCACAAGGACUCUCCCGACACAACGUUUAUAGAGCAGCAGCUGGCGGCGUCCUGCAAUGAUAUCUUCACAGCGGGGACAGAAACAGGAUCCGCCACUGUGUCCUUCGGCGUCCUACUCAUGGCUCUGCAUCCUGAGGUGAUGGCGAAGGUGCAGAAGGAGCUGGACGAGGUGGUGGGCCGUUCUCGCCUUCCCUCCAUGGAUGACAGAAGCAAGUUGCCUUACACGGACGCCACUCUGAGCGAGGUGUUCCGGUUCCGAGGCGCUGCUCCCAUCUCUGUUCCGCACAAGGCCAUGAAGGAUACGAUUCUACAGGGCUCCAGGGUUCCAGCUGAGACAAUAGUACUGGUCAACCUGUACAGUGUAAUGAUGGACCCUGAAUACUGGAACGACCCUGAAACCUUCCGCCCUGAACGUUUUCUCAACCCUGACGGCACAUUACGGAAAGAUGAGCGGCUGAUUCCGUUCGGCAAAGGUCGAAGGGCGUGCCUCGGAGAAUCCUUAGCAAGAAUGACAUCCUUUAUCGUAUUCACCUCCCUUGUACAUCACUUCGACUUCACACUGGAUCCUGCCGUGCCAGUCCCUAACACUGAAGGGAAGUCAGGAUUCACUCUUGGGCCCCCAGACUUCAGGGUCUUCGCCAAGGCUAGGAUAUAAGUGACGCGUCCGAAAAGUGAAGGAAAUUUUGUAGUUACGGAUCCUUUUUCUAAACGACUCGAUUUUCCUUUAGAUGAGAUUAAAUCCUCUUUGGUGA
Molecule: messenger RNA, 1706 nt
Organism: Scylla paramamosain (green mud crab)
Lineage: Eukaryota; Metazoa; Arthropoda; Malacostraca; Decapoda; Portunidae
Product: methyl farnesoate epoxidase-like
Exons: 11
Coding region: 158-1609 (483 amino acids)
Biological process (GO): xenobiotic metabolic process
Cellular component (GO): intracellular membrane-bounded organelle; cytoplasm
Molecular function (GO): heme binding; oxidoreductase activity, acting on paired donors, with incorporation or reduction of molecular oxygen, reduced flavin or flavoprotein as one donor, and incorporation of one atom of oxygen; iron ion binding
Source: RefSeq, a predicted model, not a curated record